GUCCGGGAGAGCCGCCAUUUGACCUGAGCAGAGCACACGGCCUCCCCAAAAAGGUCCCAGCGCCGCCGCAUUCCGCUAGGGUUAGCGCUCCGAGUUAGUUACCGAUGACUCGUGCAUCAACUAUUGAUUUUGGACGGAAGACACGGAGUCAGGUCAACUGGUCUGGGCCAUUGCGUCCAGUAAAUGUCAUCAGGAAUAAAUUCCCAACUUACAAGAAUGGUUUGAAUGGGAUAGUGAUCAAAUUGGCUGAUGACCCAGAAAUACCAUCUCUUAAGGAGACUGUUGCCAAGGAGACAGCAGAUCUCCUUGAUAGGCGUCAGCGCCCUUCAGUCCGCGAGCUUGCAAUGAAAUUUGAGAAGGGUCUCAGUACCGCUACGUUGUUGUCUAAUGAGGUUAAAUGGAGGCAAGUGGCUUUAUUGGAGCGAGACAUCCUUCUGAAGAAUCUAAAGAGUGUAUUGGAGUCACUGAGAGGUCAAGUAUCUGGAAAAUUUAAGGAUGAGAUCGAGGAGUCAGUAUCCAUGGUGGAUAUUUUGGCAAUUCAGCUGUCCAAAAGAGAAAAUGAGUUGCUUCAGCAGAAAACAGAGGUCACGAGAAUAGCGACUUCACUAAAACUGGCUUCUGAAGAUGCCAGGACAAUUGUUGACGAAGAAAGAGCUAAUGCUCGCACGGAGAUUGAAAAUGCUAGAGCAGCUGUUCAAAGAGUUCAGCAAGUACUUAAAGAAAAGGAAAACUGUUCACAAAGAAUUGGGAAGCAGGAUGUGGAUGAACUCAGGGAAAAAGUUCAAGAAGCACGAAGAGUUAAAAUGCUGCAUUGCCCCAGCAAGGCAAUGGACAUGAAAAAUGAGAUCCAUGUUCUACGUGAUCAAUUUGCUGAUAUGGCUUCCAGUUCUGCUCAUCUUUUGAAAGAACUGGAGUUGCAUCAGAAAUUUGAAGAGAAUGAUGCACCGUCAUAUGAGUUAGAGGGUCUUGAAAGCUUAGGCUCCAUGUUGCGCCUAGUUGUCCGGAACAAUGUGAGUUUAUCGAAUGCUUCAGUACAGUGGUUUCGCGUACAGCCUGAAGGAAGCAAAACAGAAAUCAUUUCAGGUGCCACAAAGCUAGUAUACGCUCCAGAACCUCAUGACGUAGGGCGGUACUUGCGAGCUGAGGUUAACCUUGGUGGUGAAAUCUCCGUUGCAAAGACUGCUGGCCCAGUAGACCCUGCAGCAGGUUUGGUCGAUUAUGUAGAGACCCUCGUCAGGAAUCCUGAAACUGAGUACAAUGUUGUUGUUCUUCAAGUGAAUGGAAUUGGCCAGCCUACAGAUUCCAUCCACGUUCUAUGUAUUGGGAAACUACGGAUGCGGCUUGCCACAGGAACGACGGUCGUUGCCAAGGAAUUCUACUCGUCGUCGAUGCAGCUAUGCGGUGUUAGAGGGGGCGGAGAUGCUGCGCCGCAAGCGAUGUUCUGGCAGCCCAGGAAAGACCUCAGCUUGGUCCUGGGCUUCGAGACGGCCAGGGAGCGCAACUCGGCAAUCAUGCUCGCCCGGAGAUUCGCUAUCGACUGCAAUAUUAUACUUGUUGGUCCGGGGGACAAAACUCCGUGGUAACACGAUCAACCGCCAGCUAACUUAGUUCUAACCCUAACGGAAUCAGUGUACAUCUCUGUGUAGCUCAGUUCCUCAGUGCUUCGCAUUUGCACAUGUUCUUGCCUAGGUUUCGUCAUAUUUUCUUUCAGGUCAUGUAUCUCCUGCUAGCUAGUAUCUUACUAGGUAGAGCAUUAUUAUUUUUUCUUUACUGAUACCCACUGUAAUUUUAUUUGUGAACAAUAAUUAAAGAGGUCGUGUUGAAUGCACGACCUGACACCCAAGUUA
Molecule: messenger RNA, 1847 nt
Organism: Lolium rigidum
Lineage: Eukaryota; Viridiplantae; Streptophyta; Magnoliopsida; Poales; Poaceae
Product: stomatal closure-related actin-binding protein 1-like
Exons: 13
Coding region: 105-1583 (492 amino acids)
Biological process (GO): regulation of stomatal movement; actin filament organization
Molecular function (GO): actin binding
Source: RefSeq, a predicted model, not a curated record